AGAAUCGAAAGUGAAAGCAGUCCGAGCACUGACGCCCUGUUGCCUGUCUGUGUCAGUCAGUUUGUCGUUGUCGAAGAGUUCGAAGAGGACGGCAACAUGGAGGAGAACGACGAGUGUCUACCGGUGACCGUGGAGGGGGAUUGGAGUCCGGCUCAGACUAAAACCGCCAAGAACAAACUGGAACUGUAUUUUAACAGCAAGAAGAAGUCCAGCGGAGGAGACUGUCGGGUUGAGGUGGAGGACGAAGCCCCGAGAGCAGCCGUGUAUUUCCGAGCGAAGGAGGGUAAGUUUGCGUUGACUGUUAAAACACGAAACACGGACUUAAUCCUGAGUACGGGAAGAAAAUAUGACCUUAUUCAAGUUCCAAACUUUUAAACAGAGUUUAAAUACACUUAUAGAAUAAAACUAACGAGCCACUCCACUUGCUGAAACACUGAAAUCUCUCAGAUCCAAAUCUUUAAAAAAGGCUCAAAUAUGUCGUCCUAACUGACUUAUUUAAAGUCUGGUAUUGAAACUUUUGGCUGUUUAGUAAUCCAUUUUUACCCAACUCUGAUCGGCCUAAAUACAAGGUUAAUAAACAGAUCUCAUCACCUGACUUUGUGACGGGCACGGCAGUUCUUCAAGAUGUACCGAAUCACAGGAAUCAGUUCACUAAAAAGAUUCGUUCAAAAGAUUCGUUCACCAAAACACCAAAUCAUUCGGUGCUUGGUCAGAGGAGCCUGCAACUCCAACUUACUGAACUGAUACACAGCUGAACAGUUAUGGUUUCAGUUCAGUUCACAGUUUUCGGGACCAAGAGACAAUAGUGUUGCUUUGUCAAACACGUUUGUAAAAAAUUAACUUUUUUAUAAGUCAUGAUGUUUUAAGUGUACUGUCCUGUGGUUUGCUAUUAAGCUGGUCUAAUUGCCAAAUUGGGCUUAGUGAGUGAGUCGUUCACUGAACGUAUACCCCACAGUACAUUCAGUGAAGGAUUCACACUGAACAUGCACCUGACUGUUCCCUGGCAAAUUUCUGCAAUGAGAGGAUCAGACAGUCACGCAUUUUCUCAAACUGCGGGGUUUAUACACUAUUUAUUACAUGCUGUGUCCUACUGUAAGUGUGUUGUUGCAGUGGCAAUUAAGCUGAGUAAAAAAAAAAAAGUUAGUUUUCUCCAAGGUACACUUCAACACAACACACCCCUUUCUCCCUCUGUCCUCCUGCCUAGUGCCUGCUACAGGUGGUGAGUCUCACUCUCUUCUCAUCACUGCCAGCCUAACAUUUUAAGUUUGUUUAUCUGGUAACUAAAUCUGUUAAAACAAUGGGAAACAACAGUCCCCAUGAAAGUGUAUCCCUCAGAGGAAAAUAAUUCAGGAGUGAUAAAUGCGUCGGCGAUGCAGCGCACGGUCCCUCCCUUCUUGCAGCGGCUUGCUGGCUGCCUGCCCGGCAAUGCUGCGUGAGCUGAACUGUUGACAGCUCAACUGAACUGAGAAACGAACGAAUCACUUGAAGUGAUUCAGUUAAGUACUUUUACUUCAAAGAUUUGUUCUUUUUAAACAAUUCGUUUGUGAACGGCACAACACUAACCUGACUUCCCAGCAUGCACUGCACCACUCCUUCACCCUUGCAAGAAAUCAGGAGACUGAGAAGUGAACCUCAUUGUGCUUUGAAAGCAAAUCCAUGGACCUGCAUUGUUUCCAUUGACCAGCAGGGGCGCCCCACUGGUUCCCAAAGAAAAUCUACUCGAAAAUCAGUGAAAAUCAAUCAAUCAGGCAAUCAAAUUUCAUUUAUAUAUUUCCAGUUCACAAAAGUUGUUAUCCCGAGACACUUUCCAAAGAAAAAGAGCAGGUCCAGACCACGCUCAUUGUUUGAUGAAUUAUCAAGACCCAACCUUAAGAUGGGACAGAUUUGACCCAUCUCAUCCAACAUGAGUAACAGUGGCAAGGAAAAACUUGCCACUGAAAAAGAGCAUGUAUCUCUCAGUCAAAUUAUCACCUCAGUGAAUAUUUUUUUUCUGAGGAGUUUAUAAUCCUAACAGCUGCUUUUAAAACCUCCUUUAAUGCAACAAUAAUACAGAGUCCACUUAAAGAUGCAUUAUGCAAAAUUUUACAGUGUUUCUUUAAAGACAUUUAAUGUGUUUCGCAAAAGUUUGUUUAAAUUAGUUUAUAUUGACAAGAAUAUCAUAGUCGUUUCAUUUCUGAUGACUUAGGGAAAAGCUUUUACAAUAUAGAGGCAGUGGGUCCUCACUGUGGAGGCUGCCAUGUUGCACAGCCAUGUUUUUCUAUGAUAGCUGAGAACGGACCAACUUGCAGAAACCCAAUGUGAUUUAUUUAUCACUGGGCAGCUGGUAGUGCUGCUUUCAGAGAUCCUGCAAGAUGUUUCGACUGAGGAAAGGUGGAGACACAGGUCUCAGCUUUUUGCUCAGUCUUUUCAGAGCCCUGCAACUAAUUACAAUGUGGAGCUGAGACAAAACAUUAGAGACACUUUAACCAGAUGCUCCACUGUCCUUAUUUUUGUCCAGACCAUGAAACAAAACUAGAACUUUACACCUCUUUAUUCUUUGAACUUGAGGACUUUAUUCUUGUCAGAAAAUGACCUAAAAUCUUGGUUUAUUCAAACAGAAUAAGGGAACUGUCGAUUAUAAUUGAACUGAUUGGUGUUUAUGUGAUUUCAGUGAAAGAGAGAGUCUGCGCCCGUCAAAACCACGAAAUCAUCCUGGAUGGUAAAACCGUGAAGUUACGCCUAAGCUCUGAGCCUGUAAGUCAAACUGAGUUUUUCAUCACCACCUUCUGCUUUUAAAUCAAUGUGUCAGACAUUAACUGUAAAUUGAGACCCAGAGGAGCUUUUCAGGCUGCUGUGAAAAUGAUCAGGGUGGGGCAGAAAAAGUCAGGAGAGGGAGGUGUCAUAAUUUUAAAAGUCUAUAAAAAGAGGUUAAACAUUUACACAGAGAGUAGCUUUAAAACGGCCAUAAAUACUGUUUCAGAGAUGACAACUCUGAAAUACAUGUGAGAUUCAGGGUUAGCUUUUGUUCAGAUACAGAAACAUGUUGAACAAAUUAUAUAAACAUGACAACAGUAAAACAAAUACUAAUAUUUAACCAAACAGUCCUGUGAGCAGGUUAGGUUUACAGUGUACAGUGUCCCUUAUCAAUACUCUUUAUUCCACAGAGCCAUCAGUAUUAUCUUAGUCUGUCCCAGAAACUCUUCACAGAAGUUUGACUGACCUGAUCAAGAGAGAAUCACUGAAACCAAAUUAAGAAAGAAAAUCUGACUUUAUGAAUUAAAUUUCAUAAUAAAAGCAUUAAAAUGAGUUUUAAUAUUUCUGGAUUAGGGUGAAAAUAAAAUCUGCCUUUAAGCAGACAGACAGAAGGACAGACAGGCAAAAGACCACUCGCCGAUGCUAAUACUCGGCAUUAGGGAUGUGCGAUAAAUUAUCGUUUACGGUAUAUCAUCAGAAAAAUUCUCCACAAGAAAUAUUUGCCAUAUCAUGAUAAAUAUGAUUAAUACAAGUUGAUGACGGAAGCACGAGCGCCGGACUCGCAGCCAUAGCCCACACAGAGCAGAAUAACAAACAAACAUGGCCGAAGGUAAUGAAGAAGACUUUCUGAGCAGCUUGUAGCUGAACGAGGCUCCAUGUGACGGGAUUUCCUUCAAGAUUUUGGUUUAGAUGAGUGCAAUCAGGAAGAGUUUUCAAUAAAUGUUGAAAAUGUUUUCACAUUUGAGACUUGUUUGAUGUCAUUAGUUUUUUCCAUAACCUACCACUUAAACUUGUGGUUAAGUAUCUUAUUUGACUACGCCAACUGGUGUUCUCAAAAUGAGUCAAAAAUAGAGAUUGGAAUUGUAAUGUUUUUUAUCAGGACUUUUAUCGUUGUCGCCAGAAUGGCAAAUCUUAUUCUGAUAAUUUUUUUUAGCCUAUAUCGCCCAUCCCUACUCGGCAUGUGCAUGCUCCGCAGUGCAGGGGCCAUGUGUGUCGCAUAGACUGAAGAGGUGGAGCCACCCAAAUCCUUGCUUAUCUUUCUGUAAAACAGAAAAGCCGUUAGUGGUUUUAACAUGAAACAGAUCUUAGACACUUUUAGAUCUUCUGUAAACAUUUCAUCAUGAGUGAAUUAACUUUUUUUCUUCUUUUUAGCGUUCGACCAACAGUGCUGAUGUUUCAGGUGAGAGCGUGUUCACAGAAAUCACUGCUUUUGUAUUUUUAGUCUACUCUCGGGUAAAACAUGUUGAUUAUUUUAGUUGUACUAAUGUAAUCAAUGAUUUUGGUGAUUCAAAUGAAUUUUUAUUCUUGUUGACAAGACUUGAAAUGACUGCUUAUGAACAUUUAUGUGAAACCUUUUUGGUGCUGUAUUUUGUUUCCCGUGCAGCAGGAUGAAAUAAGUUAGUCAAGUGAAGCUAAACUACGAAACUAUUCAACUUUGUAAUUCAACACAGUGUGGAUGAUGAAGCUCUGUGGUACAGAAAAUGGAGACAUAUCAGUCUGUGAUCUAGAAAGAUGAACUGUUGGUAGGUUAAUUCUGUGCCAAUUUGAUCCCUGACAGAGGAAAGACGGACUUACACCAGACUUUAUAACAAGUUUCAAGUAUAUUAUUCCCAUCAGCCACUUACACAAACAAUACCUACUUAAUUAAAGGUUUUAAUUUGUUUAAUACUUUCUUCUUUUUAAAGAAUCUAUUAAUUUUAACGUAUCAAACCUGUUUGUUUCCAUCCACAGAUUCAUCCAUCGAUUCAAAGACUCCAUCAACUGAUCAAGAGACUCCAAAGUCAGAAGUGGAGCCUGAAGCUGGAGCCUCUGCAAAGGAGACAGACGGUAUAAGCUUCCUGUUAGAAUGUAUAGAAAUGACAAAAGUUCUGUGCAAAUGUGCAGUUUUUAUGGUUCCUAUUCUAGUUUUCUAAUUCUACAAAAGUUGUCUGUUUUGUUGUUUUUAAAGAUCCACACUUGAAGCUUUUGGAAAUUAGACAGGAAGGAUCAGAUCUGUGAAAGUUUAAAACAGAUCAAGAAAUGAAGGAUGAUUGAAGGUGAAGACAGUUUGAUUUGUCCCCUCUCAGAUCCCAUUCAGAGCCUGUCUGUGGUUUUGGACAACGUUGUGGACGCCACACCCAGAGAUCUGCUGCAGAUGCUGGUGGAGAACGUCUCUGGAGUGGACGACAGUUUUUUUGACCUGGAGAUCAUCCUGGAGAGCAGCAAAGCCGUGGUCACCUUCAAGCGCCCUGCAGGUAGAAUCAAACAUGAUGUUAAUAAAGUGGACUACAGGACUGAAGUAAAAACCGACAAUGUGAGAGCAAAUGUUACAUCAGUAUAACACAAGUUUUUAAAGACUGUGAUUUUACUGAUGUUUACAUUGGACUUUAACAAUGGUGAUUGGUGAUACUGUACUGGCUGCUGUGUUACAUAUCAUGUGAAAAGAUUGUAUUAGUGACUCUGAUGAUGAUUCAAAGUUAAGGACAUAGAAAGAAAGAGGAUGGAGAAGGAGGGAAAGGAGCUCAGUGUGUAAGAACUGUGGCACAAAAAGGCCUGAUUACUACCAAGAGUAAAGCCAAAAAGCAAAGAUAAAAUAGUAGAUUGAACAGAUCCUGAAACAGUUACCUGUACAUUGGCCUCUUUAUUCAUUAAAUUGGUGGUUCUGUCAUCUGCUGAGCCCCAAAGAGUAACACAGAGUGUUUUUCAGAUGCGGAGAAGUUCCUUACUGUGAGUCAGUCCAACCAGAAGCUGCAGAAAUACAAACUGACCGCCUGGCAGCUGGAGGCAGCGAAGAGUAUCCGAGUGGAGAAUCUUUCUCCUCGUGUGGUUGAAGGUAAAAACUGUCCCAUUGCUGUUCAGCUCAAGCUACUGUGUUUGAGGAUUGCAGUCUUGACACCUUUUUUUUAGAAAGAUUACUUGUGCUUCACGCUGUUGGGAUCUUUAUUUCUGAAAUUUUUUCAGGCAUGCUGGACAUGUACUUUGAGAAAAACUGGGUCCAGCCUGAAAGCAUUGAUGUGAUCCCAGAAGAAGAGGCCGCCAUCGUCACUUUCAGGGACCCCAAAGGUUCUCAGCUCAACCCUACUGCUUUCUUACUGUGCCAUGUUUGAGUUCAUGCUUUAAACAAAUGUUAAACAAGUGCAGUGACACCAAACUAAAAAAUAACUGCAAGGACAGACAUGCAACUAUACAACCAUGAGAUAGCCCAACCUUUGACCCAGAAUACCAGUCCCCAAUAGAAAUUCACGACUACUUCAUUGUCUCAUUGUUUGAAACAACUACUAACCCUGGCUCUCUGUUUUUUUCCCCAACAUAGUUGUAGAAAGCAUUUGCAUCAAACAUGACCAUUCAAUCGGCUCAACUCCUGUCAAGGUGUAUCCGUACUUCAAGUCCUUGGGCACCGCCUUGUAUGGAAAAGAACGACCUGCGUGGAAGAUGCCUGAGGCCUUCACAGAGAGUGUUCUGAGUGUUGUCUGGAAAUUCCUGGAGAUGAAGAAACUGUUUGACACCAUAAACAAGCAGAUGCGUCUGUACCACUGCAGUGUAAACAUGGACAGACCCGAAGCAAAGCUAAGUCCUGUUCCAAAUUAUCUGAGGCAGAAAGGUCUCACUGCCCAACAAGUAGAUACGUGGCAGAGCACGGCCCGAGACGCCUUCCGUCGAUUACUGUCUCAGUACGUAGCGUUUGAGUGUCCUGCAAGCAGACCUGCCUGGAAAGCUGCAGAGAAAGAAGUCCGGUCUGUUGUCAGGGAAGAUGCUGUCCUGAUUCUGGAUGAAUCCAGGGGGGUUUUGACUGUGGCUGCUCACGCUGACAAUAUGAAAAGAAUCAGGGCUCCUGUGGAGAACAUCAUACUUGAAGCCAUGGACCAAAUUGAACGACAAACAAAUGGUAUUUCAGAGUCACUCAAUCUGCCCCCUGCAUUGUACAACAUCCUGCAACAGGAUGGACUGCAGAAGGCUGCUGGGGACAUCUCCCCUGAUAUGAAGCUCUCCUACAAUAAAAAUACCCAGAAGCUAAGCAUUGAAGGGCUGGUUGCAGAGGUUAACAAGAUGAAGUCAUGGAUCUUGGAGAGGAAUAUGAGUAUGAGUAAAAAACAGAUUGACAUCCUCCCAAGUCUUGUAGAGUUUCUCAAGACCGUAGAUCCUAUGACCAUGUCUCAGCAUCUGUUCACAUCUCAAGGCAUCAGUGCUAUCUUCCGUGUUGACAACAAGGAGGUUUUCCUGCAGGGGAUCUCUGACAGUGCCCUUGCUAGGGCAGAAAAUAAGAUAAAGGAGGUUUUAUCUACCGAAACUCUAGAUGUGGAAGAUCAAGAAGUUCUAAAACUUCCCGGCUUGACUCCCUUGAAACAACAGCUUUUGGAGAGCUUCAACUCCUCAAAAGGGAACACAGUGUCAAUCCAGAUCCACCCAGGCAGAAGAGACAAAGUGGUGGUCGCUGGCUUCACAACUCCAGUGAAAGAGGUCAGCUGUAGUCUGAUGCAAUUCAUUUCAAACUACUCGCAAAUCCAAGACAGCGUCCCUUUGAAGUCCUGUGCUGUUGUUCAGUUCAUUGAAAAGAGGAAAUCUCAAGAAUGUAUCAGUAUUGUCAAAGACCAUGAGGUAGACGUGAAUUUUGAUUUGCUGAGGAAACGAAUCCGCAUCACUGGAGCCCGUCUUCAUGUCCAAAACGCCAAAUCCUGUUUCAGAGAAAUAGCCGAGUCUCUCUUCAUUGACAACUUCAGUGUGAACAAACCUGGAGCAAAGAAGUACUUCCAGUCCCAGGGGAGCUUGUUUCUGUCCAACAUAAUGGCAGAGUUUUGCUGUGUGGUGAUUCUUCGCCCAGAGAAUGAUGAGGAAGAGGAGGAGGAGGAGGAGGAGGAGAACUAUGAGGAAGAAGGUGGCGUCAGUUAUUGCAAGGUAAAGACAGCCAGUGGAGUCCUGGUGUCUGUGAGCAAGGCAAACAUCUGUAGUUUUGGCGUUGAUGCAGUGGUCAACGCAGCCAAUGAGGACUUGCAGCACAUUGGCGGUUUGGCUCUGGCGUUGCUAAAUGCUGCAGGACCAGAGCUGCAGAAAAUUAGUGAUGACUAUGUUUCUAAAUUCGGAAAGCUCCGCCCCGGUGAAGCCAUUGUAACAGGAGGAUGUAACCUACCGUGCAAGUAUAUUGUGCAUGCAGUUGGUCCCCGGUUCUCUGAAUUUGACAGGCAGACGGCAGUGUUACGUCUGAAGCGUGCGGUUCAAAAGAGUCUGAAGGAGGCAGUGAAAGUCAACUGCUCCACCAUUGCUCUGCCGGCCAUUAGCUCAGGUGUGUUUGGCUUUCCUGUUGACCUCUGUGCUGAGACCAUAGCUCAGGCACUGCGGGAAUACUGUGACAAUCCAGGAGGUUCUGGAUCCCUGACUGAGAUUCACCUUGUGGACAACAAUGAUAACACUGUGAGAGUCCUGGCCAGAGCCGUCGAUAGAGAGUUCAGUGACCUCAAUCCCACAAUGACAAUGCCAUCGCAGACAGGACCCUCGAGACCUCAAGCUUCAGGGUAAAGAUAAAAAAACUCUUUUAUUACUCUCACUGUUUUGAGGAGUUGGAUUCUUAUGUGUUUGAGAGUUGUUGUUGACUUUCCAGCAGAUAUCAGCGGGGUCGAGGUAGAGGUGGAAACAAAGGAAAUUCACCAAGGGGGCGACACUCAAGUGAAAGAGGAAGAGGAGGACAAUAUGGAGGAGGACGAGGAGCUGGAGGACACUCCAGGGGAGGACGAGGAGCUGACAGAGGAGCUCAGAGCCUCAGAGGACACAUGAGACAUGGAGGGCAUGAAGGGUAACAUCCUUCUUCAUCUUUGUUUUUUUGUUCUUUCUUCGUUCUUUCUUUUCUCUCAGCAGUUUUCUUGGCUUUUCUGAGAUCCCUCUACAAUCUCACAACAACAGAAACAAACACUUCAAGUCUUAAAAGUGACCAAUCCCACGGUGAUGAUUCUUACUUUGAAUAUCUGCAGGUCAGGGAAGCUGGAGCAGACCACGGCUGAGGGUCUGAAGAUUGUUCUUUGGAAGGGAAACAUUCAGGACCAGACUGUGAGUACUGACUCAGUGAUGAGUUUAAAGACGUGGAUUUAAGACCCUGAUCUGGUAUGGGUUGGGUAGUUCAGAUGAAAAUAUUUACUCCAUGGCAGAAGAUCAACCUUAGGCCAUAGUAGUCUGGUUUCUGGAAAAAUUGUUGUGGAUAACCUUGUUGCCAUUUCCUCAAGCAUUCAAGUGCAACUAAUUAAGGUGCUGUUGCAAGGCAGCAGUGUCACAAAAGCCAGCAGUGUGUGAGCCACCACUAAAGUGGAAGGAAACUGAACAAAAGUUUACUACAGCACUUGCUUAACAGGUGACAAUGGGCUUCAGACCAGUGGUUUAGCAUCCCCUGGGACCUUAAAGUCUAGAAAACUUCUGGAAAUUGUCAGGACUUCAUAUAAAGACGAGAGCUAUUGAUAGUACACCGCCCGCCUGUCUUAUGAGACAGUCAGUAAAUAUCACAAUCCUCUGAGGUCAUUCACUUUGAUUAGAUUUGCACAGACUUUUUCUCUUUUUCAUCAUUUUUGUGAAUGAUGAUGUGACUUUUCAUCUGCAGACAAACGUCAUUGUCAACACCAUCGCAGACAGCAUGAACCUGCAACAGGGAGUUGUUUCCAAUGCUAUUCUGAAGGUGGCUGGACCUGGUCUGCAGGGAGCUGUUAAGUCAGAAGCAGGCGUGGCCACGCUGCAGUUCGGCGAUGUGGUCAUCACUGACGGCUUCAAUCUCAUGUGUCGGAAGGUCUUUCAUGUAGUUUGCCCUGUCUGGGACAAUGGAGGUGGACAGGCAGAAGAGGUGAGGGAGUUUAAUCUAAGACCUGAAGUAUAAAAGACAGCUAACUGAAACCUAACUUUGAACAUCAUUAGAUCUGAACUCAUCGAGUCAGCUCAGCUGUGGAGCAGUAUUGUGCUGUUUUUACCAUAGUUAUCAGAAUACUAGUUUUCUAUGAUGGAGAGGUGAAACAGCCCUAGUCCCUAACAUGUCUGCUCUUGUUGAUUUUAUUAUGAUUCUUUUAGGUUUUUAUUUACAUUUUUUUAACAUUCUCUUUUAUAUGUCUUAUGUCUUACAUUUCUUAUGGCUGAUACUGGGACCUCAUUACUAGUUUUGUUCUUCUCUCUUGUAGACUGGAAUGACAAACAAAACUGCUUUGAAUCCUGUGAAUCCUUCAGUCCUUGUCUAUGCAGUCUUACAUGUGCAUCCUAUUUUUUUGUCCUAGAUGUUGAUCACCAUCAUUAGACAAUGUCUGGUAAACGCAGAGAAUCUCAAGAUGGCGUCACUCUCCUUCCCAGCCAUCGGUACAGGAAACCUGGGCUUCCCCAGAGACGUGGUGUCCAGAGUCCUGCUGAGCGAAAUCCACAGCUUCAGUGGCAGAAAAACUCCUCACUAUCUCAAAGAAGUGACUAUUGUCGUUCAUCCAAGUGACAGCCAAACUGUGGAUGUGAGUUUUCAUGUGGGUCAGAUUAGCAGGGCAUGUCUUAUCAUGAUGUGGAGGUGACACCUGUGCUGUUUCCUCAGGUUCAUUGACCAUUUACCAAAAAUAAUGGCUAUAUAAUCUCUUCCAUUAGUUAUAGUAGUUGUUUGUGGUCUGAGUCACCAGUCAGGUUACAGCAGAAUUAACUACCAGUACAAAGAGCAAAGCAGGCAUAACACAGUCCACCUUAAUGACAGAAUUGGCUCCCAUCUGACAGAUAUCUGUAUGUGAGUGCAGCUACCAACCUGUUCUAGAUUGAGGCUUUUGACUUUAGUGGCAAAUUUCCUCAACAUCGUCUAGAAAGUCGUUCAAUGCAGAUUUGUGACUUCCUUCCUUGUGUCAGCGUAACUGCUUAAAAACUGCUGUCUGCUGAUUCUAAGGUCAGUUGACCUGAUUCUGGUUAUUCUGCCACUCUUCUGUCUGGCAGCGUUUCACCCGGGAUUUCAAAGGUCAGACUUCUCAGAGGAGCUUCCAGCCUGAAUCCUGGGAAUUUGUGGAUUCGGCAUCUGUGCAAUCACCCCCCCAGCCACAGCAGAGGUCAGGUAAGAGGACUCGAGAGUGUUGGUUUUUAACUUUUAAAUCCUAGUGGACUUUACUAACCCAGCAGUGAUUUUGAGCCCAUGUAGUGCUUUCCACUACAGAGUCCAGUCUGUUUUUAAUGCACUGCUGCUUCUAGUAAUAGUUUGUACAGAGAUGUCUCCAGAUCUUCUGAAUCUUUUAGCUGUAUUAUAUGGAUGAUGAAAUCCUUAGAUUUGGUGUCCUUGUGUGUCUUAGCCUUCUUUGGCCAGGUGUCAUCCACAUCCCUUGGUGUGUAUCAGAUGCAGAUGGGGACGAUCACUCUGGAGGUGUCGUCUGGAGACAUCACCAAGGAAAGAUGUGAUGCCAUCAUCAACUCCUCCAAUCACAACUUUAACCUUCAGUCAGGUGACUACUCUGGUCCUUGUCACCUUUUCUCUGUCCAGGUGUAAAUAAGUCUCAGUAAAUCGAUUAGUUAACAUCACAUAUACUUACUUUACUGCUAUACUGAAAUGUUUACACCUCUAUUCUGUGGAUAAAUCUUAUGAUGGGGCUCAGCGUUUCUCACAGGAUGGGAAUCUAUCUGUGGUGGUGGUGAUGUGUGAUUUGGGGGGAGGGGGGGGGGGUUGUUAAUUGAUCAGCUGUGUGAUCGCAGCUUGCUAAUGCUAAUAUUUGGCACAUGGGCCCUGUGGAACAGCGCCUGUGUGCACCAUAUAUCCUAAUACAUACUGAGUCUGAGGUAGUGCCACAUAAAAAAAACCCUCAUUUUAAGGUGUGGCAGACUUUAUUUUGCUAUACCAUGUGCACCAUGAUCAAUUGCAUGUGGGGGAAACCCUAAGGCUUUCAAGACCCACUCCGAUGAAAAUCAUGUUUUUCUUGUUGUCUACAUGUUCAUAUGGCAUUUUUCUGAUGCGACAAGACAUAUCAUGAGAAAAAUAAGAUCAAAAUUGCAUUUCUGAGUAUUUCUUCAUUCAAAUCACUGUAAACUUCUAGCAGACCCAAACGGCAGGUUCAGACACAGUGAGAUUUCCUCCUACAUCACAAUUUUAAGAAGUAGAGAGGACGAUCGCAGAAUAAGUGUGUUAGCGGAUUGCAAUGCUCGUAAGAAAGCUAACUAUGAUCUUAACUAUCAUCGUGUCCCCAAAGACAUUAGUGUCUGAGAGCUGAAUAGCUCCUAUGUUACCUGCCACUUCUACUACACCGACAAUGUUAGGCUACAAACUAACGUGAAGACGAGUGUGAAGAGGAGUGGGCGGAGCAGCGCUGUCUCCACCCACGACUCAGAGGUGAAUUGCUAAUGAGCUACUGGAGCUCUGCAGAAGAAAAGGCCUUGCUAAAAACUUCAUAAUCACAAUUUAAAGACCACCGAUAACACUUUAAAUAAUAAAAAAAUACGAUCAGAGUGGGACUUUAAGGCUGAUCUGAAUAGAGGAUGAACAGAUAUAAACUGACACCAGUACCACUUUAGAGGGUGAAGCUACAGCAACAUUUUUAUCUCAGGCCUAUUUCAACUUUAUUUUUUGAACUGUUGUUUUCUUAUAUGAAAUCUCAGGAGUGUCCAAGGCCAUCUUAGACAGUGCUGGAAUGGGAGUUCAGAUGGAGUGCACACAGAUUGGUACGUAGCUAGAGUUAAACCACCAUUUAUCAACACUCACUAUGAUCUUUGCCUCACCUUCACACAGUUCAAAUCUACAUCACUACAGUAUGUGAGUUCUUUGGUUCCUGCUUGCAGUACAAUCUCCUGGAUACCAGUCUCGUCCAUGGAUCCUGACCUCGGCCGGGCAUCUGCCCAGCAGGAACAUUAUCCAUGUUGUGGGACAAAACGACCCCAUGAAGAUCAAGGAAAUAGUGUACUCGGUGCUGAAGGUGUGUGAGGAGAACAGGUUCCGGUCUGUCGCCUUCCCGGCUCUUGGAACAGGUCUGUACAAACACAGAGGUGUUUCCAUCAUCCAUUAGCACUCUGUGGCACUUUUUCUCCAGAAGAUACUGAACUGCUUCUCUCUGACAUUCCCAUCCUCAUCUUUUGGAUUUUCUUUUUUAAAAUUAGUCAUUCCUGACGUUUUAUUCGUUUCCCAUGCAGCCAUGUUGUUUGAACUGAUGGUCAGAUUUUGAUUCGGAGUUUUCUAUUCAGACACCUUAGUGUGUUACAGCCACAGACUGUAUUUAGUCAAAUUUCACCUCUCACCUCAUAGUGUCACAGACUGUUCAGAUUCUUUUAUAUCCUUGCACCAUCAUCAUCAUCAUCUUCACCAUCAUCAUCCAAACUGGCACUUUGUCUGCCUGUUAGGUGUGGGAGGGGCCAGCCCUUCCUUGGUGGCUGACGCCAUGGUGGAGGCAGUGGUGGACUUUGUGAGGAAGAAGCACCCCAAGUCUGUCCGCAGCGUUAAGAUCCUGAUCUUUCAGACGUCCAUGGUGAUGGAGUUUCACAAGAGCAUGAAGAAGAGAGAGGGCGAGGAGCUGGAGGAGAAGAGCAUCUUCACCAAGCUCAAAGGUCAUUUUAACAGCCUGAUGAAACAAGAUUUGCUAAAACUCAUUAUUGCACUUCAGGUGAUGAAGUUAGCGCUUCAUCUUUAACAGUCAGAUGUACUUUGUGAAAAAAACUGGUCUUAUCAGGAGGUAGCUGUUUUUAAUCAUGCCUUCCUUUCUCUGCAAACGAUUCCUUUCAUUUCUGACUUGAAUAAUUACUUAAUUUUGAUGUAGUUUUCAUGUUUGUGAUUAUUUAUGUGCCUCGUACUAAACAUCAUGAUAAAUUACUGACUCCAGAAUAAAGGUUGGAUGAAAUUCACUAACUACUGAAAAACAACCCUGUGUGUGUUCAGAUGCUGUUUCAGGCACCUUCAGCUCAUUAUUCUCGGGACAUUCCGAGGGGUCCAGUCGUAAUAACUUGGUCCUGGAGACAGAGGACUUUGGGCUGACAGAGUUCCAGCUCUGCGCUGACAACGAAAUGGUGAACAGGAAACUCUUGACUUCUGUUUUAGAUUUUCUUUUUCCCUACUCAUACUUUUUUUAAAAAAAAUAUCCAAAACCAAAGAUCACAGAGAAAUGUUUUGUUAUUGGUAUCAUGAAAUAACUAAGCUCCUGGUUAAACUCUUGAAAGUGAAGAUAACACUCAGUGAACACUCAGGAGGAAUUAAUAUAAAUAUUACAAGUGAUAACCAAAGUCCGCGAUGCUACGCCUCUGCAGAGUCUGAACCUGGCCAAGAAGAGGAUUGAGGAGCUGAUCGUGGCAGAGCAGGCAAAGAAAACCAUCUCAGACUUCUAUAUCUGUAAGCUGUCUCAGGAGGAUUUAAACCAGCUGAGGGAGCUGCAGCGGAACCUGACAGUCAGUAUCCGCCUUGAGAGAGGACAGGAGGACGAGGAGUCCAAAAUUCACCUGGAGGGUCUCACCAGAGACGUCUAUGCAGCCGAGUCUUCAGUCAGGUCAGCAGAUUCUUCUCCACGCCUUAAAGAGAAUUAAUAUUUUGACGUUUAUAUUUUGUUUCUUUACAUGUCUCUGAUUGUGUCUUCAGGGAUAUCAUACGUCGAGUGGAGAGAGAAGAGGCCUUGAAGAGCAGAGCCCUGCUGGUGAGCUCACUGGUAGAGUGGCAGUUUCAGCAUCCCAAUGGGUCGAUGGUGACCUUUGACAUUUUGACCAAUCUCAAACUGGAGGAGGCUCUGGAGAAAAAGGAAAAUGUGAAGAUCAAGAUCAACAACCAAACCUACAGUGCUGAGCCCAAGUUUAAAAAAGCAGUUUCUUCAACUGGGAAAAUGGUGGAGCUUCUCAGAAAAGACCUGAAAGGUGAGGUCCAGGGUUUCCAGGAUAUUUCCACAAUGUCAAAAAAGAGACCAAUGUUACAUUUGUGAUGAAAUGUGUUCUGUCAGAGUCCAAGAUGUUUAAUCUGAGGCUGUAUUCUGCUUUUCUGUAUUUUGAAAACAAACAUGAAGAUCAAGUGUUUGACAUCUGUUUACCUGAGCAAGGUUUCAGGUUAAAGGUUCAUGUGUGUUGAUGUGAUCCCCAAAUGGGACUACAGGGGGCUCUGAAUGUUUUGUUCAUAAAGUCACACGAGAAUUCAGAGAUUUGCUCAAAUAGUGACAUUAGCAGACAGUAAAUUUCCUUAAAAGGGCAAAUUUGUCAUGGCAACAGUGAAGGAGGCUUCCAGAAUGCUUAAAGGGACAGUGGCCUAAAUCCAGACAGAGGCCCCUUUAAGACAAAUGGAAGAGGAGAAACAAACCAGUUUGACAUUUUAAACUUGUCUGAGGUAUUGCAGAAACUCAGGACGACUUUAAAGAAAUGAAUAACCUUCAAACUGUCAAACCAACAGAAGUUCGUCCACCAACAGGCGAAAAACAGAGAAACAUAGUUUGUGUAAUACCAUCAACAAGAAGAGCCGAGAGGGUGUCUGAGGUGAAACAUCUUCAGGACCUUCAGCCAAGUCCAUCGGCCUUAUAAGUCCCGUAUUUGAAAAAGAUCUUUGGUCAACCUCAAAUACUUGUGUUUUCUUUGCAGCUGGCGCUCCGCUGCCACAACACUGGGACGACAUGAAAGGUGACCUCCUGAAGCUGAUCCCUCUGACUGCAGGGAGCCAAGAGUACAAUGAGGUGGAGACAGAACUGACCAAGACUGGCCUCACUCCCAACAUCCUCUCAGUACGUUGACUGUCUGACUAAAAGUGAGAGUUCUGUCCAAAGCUUUGUCAAAAUUUGACACAUCUGUUUUUAUCUAAUUGUUUACAGAUUGACCGAGUCCAAAAUCCAACACUGUGGCAAAGCUACCAAAUAAAAAAAGCACAACUGGAGAAGAAGAACGGUCACAAAAACAAUGAGAAAUGCCUUUACCACGGCACCCCUGCAGACUCCAUCGAUAAAAUCAACACUCAUGGCUUCAACCGCAGCUAUGCAGGAAAACACGGUAAAAAAAAAACCUGACAUCUGACCCGUCGUCUGAGUAACAAAAUGAACAGCUCUCCCAGAGUGAAACCAGAGAGCUCCCCCUGGUGACUGGCUGCUAAAAAAAUCAUUUGAUGGUAUUUUCAAGUUUAAGUUGGGUACUAUCUCUUAACAUGGAGGAAUCCAGUUUUUUAACCUAUACUGCAGCCAGCCAGUAGGUAAUGCUCCAAGUGUUUGGCUUCACUUUUGAGGAGCUGAUAUGUGGUCCAGGCCUACAUGCAGACUACGUUAUGAAUGAGACCUGAUUCUCAGUGUCUUUUUGUUUGCAGGUGCAAUGUACGGUAAUGGCGCUUACUUUGCUGUGGAUCCAUGCUACUCAGCACAAGGCUACGCCAGACCUGACUCUAAAGGGCACAAGCGCAUGUACCAGGCCAGAGUCUUGGUUGGAGACUACGCCCCGGGUAGAAAUGGUCUGCUUGCCCCACCAAGCAAGCCUUCUGGGAGUUCCUCAGACCUGUAUGACAGCGUGACUGACCAUAAUGUCCCUCCAACCAUAUUUGUUGUGUUUAAUGACAUACUCGCAUACCCAGAAUAUCUGAUCACAUUUACAUGAACCGCUGUGAUACUCAACUGAACACCCAAUUGAAACUGAAUCUGUUUUGAUGUGUUCCAGUUUCUAGUAGUGCUAAAACCAGCAGUUAUCAACAUGCUUAUCCAAAAAUUAGUCUUUGGAGCCCUUAAUCCCAAGGAGUCAUCUUCAAACGGGGGGACUGCACCGCUACAGAAACCUUGCAGUUUGCAUAUUCUUCUUGUGUGUUGUUUACUUUGCUUGUUCAUAAAUCCACCCAAAGAUAAAGUCUAUGUUAAGUAUCUGUUAUCUUUCCUAGUACUGUAAUUGAGCAGUGACACACCUUUCAUACCUGUAUACCCUCUGAUGGGGUUUCUACUGAUCUUUGCUGGAUAACCAGAGCUAAACCAUAUCUGCCACUGUUUGAUUCUGAGGCUUUACAAAGAUAACUGGUACAAAACACUUAAAUAAAAAAAGCUUUCUGUCAGUUCAUUUAUAUAUACAGCAAUUUAUAUAAAAACAAAAAAUUGUAAAGAAACUUUUCUAUUGUUUGUAUAGCUCUAUAAACUCAUGUCUUUAACUCUUUAAACCAUAAAAUCCAGUUUUAAUGAGAGAGGUCUGAGCAUAUUGUUAAUCGAGUCAAUUUUUAUCUAAGCUGCCUGGUUGAAAUUGAUCUAAAAUGAAACAACUUCCACUUUUCUACAUUACAGGAGAGUAAAAAUGAGGCUAUGCUUACUCUUGAGGAACUGGAAUAGUUAAAUUUUGAGCCCCUGUCUUUAAACUUUAUUGAUCUAUAGGGUUAUUAGUAUGCUUCUGGCUUAAGACUGUUAAAUGAUCUAUGCACUGUUAAAAUUUACAUCAUGCGUUGUGUUCCUUAAUAGCUCAUAAUUUUGUUUUCAGUCACUCCUGAUCCAAUAAACACUCUUACCAUGUCAGUAGAAAAAUGAAGCUUGAAUAAAUGUUCGAUGAAUAAAUCGAUGGACUUUGGACACUGAAUUACUGCACACCCAACAACACACCUUUGCCCUUUCAUUUGAUUUCAGUCUGAUCAGAGUUCAUUUUGUCACCUCAGAAGUUUGAAUGUCCUAAAAAAGAUAAAAUUUUCCCCAUGAUUUAAUUAAAAUGAUUUAAUUUAAAAAAUAAAAGAGUCGAGAUUCAUCACAAAGUGAAACAUUUCAAGACUUUUGCUAUUAAAUCCUGAUGGUUACAGAGUACAGCUCAUGAAAACAGAUCCACAAUAGGAUAUUGUGUAAAAGUCCUGUUUCUUGUCAGUUCUUUCAGUCCUGAUUGGUCCAGCUCUGAUCAGCUGAUUCACUCUAAACACCUGUAAGGGUUUCCUGAGCCUUUAAUAUCUUACUGUGGUUCAACACACAUAACCACAGUCAUGAGAUGGUCCUCAAUGGGUGAGGUCAGGAGGUCACUGCUGGAAAGUCUGGAUGAAGCAGGAAGUUGAACAAAGGGAAAAGUGAGGGAGGAAAAGGAGACCAAGAAACAGGGAUGAAAGCAGCCUGGAGAGGACUGACAAACAAGGAAGAUUCAAGAACUUAGAGGUGCUCCAUAAGGACUGGACUGAGGCUAGAGUCAGAAUAUCAAGAGCAUAGACUGUAUAUAGUAUGGACAACUUGAUUCCACCUUCCAUCAUUAUACAAAUUUCCAUGAUUUUCUCCACUUCCUGGAACCACUACUUGCGCAGCAGCGUUGUACGCAUUCAGCGGGAGAGUCGCUGUGAUGACGCUUGGCUCAAACAGCGUAUCCCCCAGGUGAGCUACGCAAUCUUCGUACGCCCAUAGGCUGUAUCAGGUGUCAAUCAUAGAAAAUAUGAACCCCCUUAUAACUUUUAAAAAUGGAGCUGUACAGAAAAAAAGAGGACUUGAGCACAAACCAGUCUUACAAUAACUACAUGUCAACAUCACAAGCAGGGGGGAGAAAAAUUUAUGUUCUGUGUAAUAAAUUUCUAAAGUUUGUCCACAGCUUCAUAGGGAUAGCUGGAGGAGGCGGGAUUUAUGACCUAUACUGCAGCCCAUCACCAGAGGGUGCUGUUCUCAUGGUGCCUUCACCCAGCGAGGAGGCAGACUGCGUCCACUCUAUAUGCAGUCUAUGAUCUAGAGCCUCUACACACAGAUGAGUCCAGGAAAAGGACUACAAGUGUUCCUGCUGUCAAGACCCUCCUGAACCAGAGAUGUGCUUCAUCUGCUGAGAAGCUUUAUGGAAAAACAGAUUUCCUUUUCCAGCAGGACCUGGACCCUGACUACAGUGCCAAAACCACCAGAAACUGAUUUGCUGGUCAUGGCAUUACUGGACCUGACUGAACUGAACCCCGAAGAGGAUCAAGAGAAAGAUGAGACAUCAGAGCAACAGUACAGAUGAGCUUAUGGACAGUAAUCCAUUCUUUUAUUACUUCUCGCCUGGAUUACUGCGAUUCCCUUUACUUCAGAAUUGAUCAGGCUGAGCGUAACCGCCUGCAGCUCGUGCAGAACGCGGCAGCUUGCCUCCUUUCUGGCACCAAGAAGCGUGAGCACAUAACUCCAGUGCUCUCUUCUCUACACUGGCUUCCAGUUAGGUACAGGAUCGUUUUUAAGAUUCUUUUGUUUUUAAUCUCUGAAUGGGCUGGCCCCAGAGUACUUGGCUGACCUUGUUAAUCUACACCAGCCCUCCAGAGCCCUUAGGUCUGCUGACCGAGUCGUCUUAGACGUGCCUCUUUCGUUUUUUAGAAUCCAGAGGGGAGUGAGCGUUUGCGGUUGCAGCUCCUACUUUGUGGAAUGCACUACCCCUAAGUGUGUGUACUGCAAAUAGUCUCUCUACUUUUAAAACCCAACUGAAAACGCACUUGUUCACCUUAGCUUUUGAUGGAGUAUGAUACUUGUAUUGGUUAUAUAUUUGUUUUUGUUUACAUUUAUAUGUUACAUGUCUUUUGUUUUUGCUGUUUGCUGUGUAUGACUUGCUUUUAUUGCUGCUGCUUCAUUAUUGUAAAGCACUUUGGUAGGCCACUGGCUGUUUAAAUGUGCUAUGCAAAUAAACUUGACAUUGAC
Molecule: messenger RNA, 19400 nt
Organism: Xyrichtys novacula (pearly razorfish)
Lineage: Eukaryota; Metazoa; Chordata; Actinopteri; Labriformes; Labridae
Source: the annotation of a GenBank genome assembly